Messenger RNA from Tricharina praecox, 1220 nucleotides. RefSeq names its product AIG2-like family-domain-containing protein. Bases 358 to 918 code for a protein of 186 amino acids. The transcript has 4 exons. NCBI's taxonomy places the organism in Eukaryota, Fungi, Ascomycota, Pezizomycetes, Pezizales, Pyronemataceae. The record is from RefSeq and is a predicted model, not a curated record.
CGGGCCUUCGUAUGGUGCACAGUGUGAGUACACAGUAUCGCGGGUUCUCGUACUUGUCUGGUUAUCUGGUUACAUGCAGAAACAGAAAAGUAGCCGUCGGAAAACCUCAAGUAUCAAUUCGUAUUCACAUACAUUUUCAAUGGUUCCUCGUGCAAACGCAGCUCAAACUUGAACGAUAUGAUAGGCAACACCCCUCCGCGACGCAAGUACGUAUAAAUAAUUAGCCCUAGUCUUGCUUCUCCAGGACCUCCACUGUGUACUCACACGCUCUAAUCCCUCCCAUCCCAUCCAUCCAUCUAUCUUCUUCUCCAAUCGAACUCACCAACGAGCACCAUAUCUUCUCACAACGCAACAGAAAUGACGACCCCUACUACUACUACCACGACGACGAUGGGACAUGCCUGUUUUUUCUACGGCACAUUGAUGAGCUUCAAGGUUCUCAGCCGAGUCCUCUACGGCACUCCCACGCCGGAAGCGUGGCAGAGCCAGGGCCUCCACAUCCGCCCGGCGAUCCUUCACGACUACUGCCGGCACCAAGUGCGCUUCGCAGACUACCCGGGGAUCGUGGCAGAGCCCGGAAAGUGCGUGCGCGGCACGUAUGUAACCGGAAUCACCGACAUGGAGCUGUGGCGGCUCGACGCUUUCGAAGGCGGCGAGUAUAGGCGCGAGGUGGUGAGGGUUAGGUUGCUGCGGGGGGAGGGGGAGGAGGGGAUGGAGGAGAUGGGGGAGAGGGAGUGCGCGACUUACGUCUAUAAAGAUGAGAACAGGCUCGUUAAGGAGGAGUGGGAUUUUGCGGAGUUUGUGAGGGAGAAGCUCCAUCGUUGGGUUGGCGACGAGAAGGAAUACUCUGGUCAGUCGACGUCCGGGUCUGACUCUGGUGACGAGGAGGAGGACGGCGACGAGGAUGGUGACGAGUGAUGUAGCUAACUGUGCCCUGUUGUGCGCUCCAGAAGUUGACAAGCUCGAUCCGCUCGGUGGCCGUUGGUGGGGAAAUGGCUUCGCUGAGGGAGAGGAGAAAUCGGAAGUCGACGAGAAGUUGAAGGCGGCGGUAUAAUGGCGCUCAACGCAUUGUUACAUAUGGCUAAAUCUUUGACUAGCGAAAUUGAUGGGUUUGGUGGUUUUCUGUGCAUUUCGCUUACUGGAAUAGUGAGCUCCUGAUAAAAUAUUCGCUGACACUGCACGGGUUAUCACUCGGUUGGAACCACAACAAGUAAAGUGGU